AAGUCGAAAAAGGACUUUGUUUGCCAUGCUGUUAUCAGUGCCUACGCUGGCAUCUCCAGUGCUUCUCAAGCAUGAGGACUAUUCUGAAGCCUUCUUACGUAAAGUUCCUGGCUCUCUUAUGCGUUUCGUGAGGUCAAUAUCAGUUGGAGUACGCAUUUCCCUGAUGUACAAAUGGCAGCUUUUGGAUAUUCCGGAGGGUUCACCUGAAUACGCGAACAUUAUGCGGAAAUGUCAUCAAAAGGCUGCGGAUAUGAUUCUACGUGGUUGCAUCGAGAAUGGAGGACUUUACAUAAAGAUGGGUCAAGGCUUGGCUUCACUAAAUCAUGUUGAUCGAGUUUUUAUAGCGGACUUUGGUGGUAAACCAUCGGAUUUAUUUAUCGAGUUCGAUCACGAACCCUUUGCUGCGGCAAGUCUUGCCCAGGUUCAUAGGGCAGUCACGCGCUCUGGUGAGAGGGUCGCUGUCAAGGUACAAUACGAGGACCUUCGCGAUCGGUUCCCUACUGACAUUGCCACUCUAGAAUUCCUACUUCGCAUCGUUGAGAAGAUUCACAAAAACUUCGGAUUUGCUUGGGUACUGACUGAUUUGAAGGUAGGUUUCUUUCCUUCUCCUCCUCCUGCUUUGCCCCUUCCUAUAUCGUGGAUAUUGAAAGGUGGUAGGGUGACGUACGUCACGGAAUAG
Dibothriocephalus latus is the source of this 679-nucleotide messenger RNA. Lineage: Eukaryota; Metazoa; Platyhelminthes; Cestoda; Diphyllobothriidea; Diphyllobothriidae. The record is from the annotation of a GenBank genome assembly.